Molecule: messenger RNA, 1116 nt
Organism: Oenanthe melanoleuca
Lineage: Eukaryota; Metazoa; Chordata; Aves; Passeriformes; Muscicapidae
Exons: 2
Coding region: 1-1116 (371 amino acids)
Source: RefSeq, a predicted model, not a curated record
AUGGACACGGGGACAGCAGGGAUGGGAUGGACACUGGAGGGAUGGGAUGGACACAGCAGGGAUGGGAUGGACACUGGAGGGAUGGGAUGGACAUGGGGACAGCAGGGAUGGGAUGGGCACAGGAGGGAUGGGAUGGGCAUGGGGACAGCAGGGAUGGGAUGGGCACAGGAGGGAUGGGAUGGACAUGGGGACAGCAGGGAUGGGAUGGGCACAGGAGGGAUGGGAUGGACAUGGGGACAGCAGGGAAGGGAUGGACACUGGAGGGAUGGGAUGGACAUGGGGACAGCAGGGAUGGGAUGGGCACAGGAGGGAUGGGAUGGACAUGGGGACAGCAGGGAUGGGAUGGACACUGGAGGGAUGGGAUGGACAUGGGGACAGUGGGAUGGGAUGGACACAGCAGGGAUGGGAUGGGCACAGGAGGGAUGGGAUGGACAUGAGGACAGCAGGGAUGGGAUGGGCACAGCAGGGAAUGGGACAGACAUGGCAGGAACAGGACAGACAUGGCAGGGAUGGGACUGGCACGGGCACAGUGGGAUGGGCACAGCAGGGAACAGGCAGGGAACAGGAUGGGAAUGGGACUGGCAGAGCAGGGAGCAGGAUGGACACAGCAGGGAUGGGAUGGACACGGCAGGGAAUGGGAUGGACACGGCAGGGAAUGGGAUGGACACGGCAGGGAAUGGGAUGGACACGGCAGGAAUGGGAUGGACACGGCAGGAAUGGGAUGGACACGGGCACAGUGGGACUGGCAUGGCAGGAACAGGACAGGAAUGGGACAGGGAAUGGGACUGGCAGAGUAAGGAACACGACAGACACAGCAGGAGGGAAUGGAGAGGGAACGGGAUGGACACAGGAGGGAUGGGAUGGACACGGCAGGGAAUGGGAUGGACACGGCAGGGACGGGAUGGAACAGGCACAGAACGGGAUGGACACGGCAGGGAAUGGGAUGGACACGGCAGGGACAGGAUGGAACGGGCACAGUGGGACGGGCACAACCCCAGGCUGGCAUCACCGAACUCUUGGCUCCCCCCCCCAACCCCGCAGAGCCCCGCGCUGGGCCGGGCCCGGCCUUGUUCUCCUUUAAAGUGCCCUAUAUUUAUAGAAUUUCUAAAUAAAUAG